Molecule: messenger RNA, 3174 nt
Organism: Jaminaea rosea
Lineage: Eukaryota; Fungi; Basidiomycota; Exobasidiomycetes; Microstromatales
Product: ARM repeat-containing protein
Exons: 2
Coding region: 68-2998 (976 amino acids)
Biological process (GO): nuclear-transcribed mRNA catabolic process, deadenylation-dependent decay
Cellular component (GO): cytoplasm
Molecular function (GO): mRNA 3'-UTR binding
Source: RefSeq, a predicted model, not a curated record
CGGACUCUCACUCUCCUCCUCACCAUACUCGACAUCGUCCCUCACACGACCACGACGACGACUCGCCAUGGAUGCAUACAGGCAGAGUCGCCUACAGCAUCGAAGCACGCUGGCUCACCCAAUCGUGGGCGCUGGCAGCCCCGCUGGCAGCAGUAGCGGCAGCGGUGGUGGUGGUGGUGCCCUGGGCCUCUCCCCUCGAGUCAUGUCGCCCGGCAUCGCUUCUCCGUAUACGCAGUCGCCCCUCGCACAGGGGAGUGGCAUGCUACCUCCAUCGAAUGCCAAUGCACCUCGUCCCCCUCGCCCACAAGUGCACAGGACAAAGAGUGGCGAUCCACUCUCCACAUCGUCCAUGUCGGCAACGACGUCCACUCGAAGCGGGGCAGACCCGCUCGCCUUCAACAACUUUUUCGCCGAGACUGCUUCCCCGCUAGCUUCCCCCAGGUCGGGGUCGGGGCCGGGCCCAGUCGACGCGCCAGAGGGAUACGGUCCUCCGAGGAGGUCAGUUACGGCUGGCCCGUCUCUCUGGUCGUCGAAUGGGAUCGCUCCUUCUCCCUCAUCUUCGAGCGAUUGGCAGAGAUCCACGCCCGUACGAGGCAAUAGCACCAGCUCGGAUGGCGGCAUAUGGGCUACGAGUCCUACGUCAUCCCUGCCCUUUGGGCGAGGCCCGCCAAUGCGUUCCAGGACACUGGCUGUACAAGAGGACAUUGGAGCGCACGACUCGAUCCUGCCUGAGAGUCUGCAGGCGGCAGUCGCCGUCACUCUAGAGCCAGAAGAGCUCGACGAGAUACAACAGCAGCAGCAGCCUGGAGGAGGCGCUGGGGCUGAUUUGCGCGACUCGCCGCUAGGAUCAGAUGAGGCAGCCACCUCGCGCUUUGGGUUCCCACUUCAGCAUUCUCGUUUCAGAGCUCCGCAGCGGGCUACGACGUUUGAUCCGGAGAGACACUUGCCGCGUUCUCGCUCGAGACCAUCGACGGCGGGAAGCAGUAGAAUUUCGUCGACGCAUGAGGAUGAGAGCCCGUCGAGGACGUCGCCUGCUAUGCUGGAUGAGAAUGGGAUGAGAGGCAAUGAGACGUGGGGGCCGACGUCGAUUCAGCAGAAGCAGUACCUCCAGCAGCAGCAGCAGCAGCAGCAUCAGCAGCAGCUUCCUCCACCGCCCGCUCAGGGUCCACCACCGUUCGCGAUGGGUCCGGUUGACAUGUACCAGCAACAGCAGCAGCAGCAGCAGCAGCUGGCUCGACCACCGCAAUACCCAAACCACGCGCCAAUGCACACCAACAUGGCCUCCAUGCGCCAAUAUCCGUCGCCGAGUCCAGCCCAGUACCAACUCCCUCUCGCACAGCAACCGCAAUACGCUCAACCAACUCAGCUGCCGCGGCCGCCAGUCCACACCCUCCCACAUCGCACCUCCCGCUCUGCCCUCCAAGAGGAGAUGCUAGCAGCCAUGGCAUCAAUGGACCUCGCAGCCCAACCACAGCCGCCAGUGCCCGUAGCUCCACGCGCUCCACCCAUGCCUCCGCAACAGCAGCAGCAGCAGCAAGGAUCAGCGAUGAUGCGUCCCCCUCUCCCUCCGCAAGCCCACCUCGCUCGGCCUCCUCAACCUCACCUUCAACCUUCCCUCCCCAAUCGUCCCCGCGGCCACGGCCAUGCGCGAGGCGCCUCGUCGUCCUCCACCGUCGUCCCAGGUCGCUCCCCCCUCCUCGACGAGUUCCGCGCAAAACGCGCCCUCCCCCAUCCAGGCGGCGGCGGAGGCAGCGGCGGCGCUCGUGGCCCUGGUGUUGUGCACAUGGGGCCCUCGUCCUCAGCCAAUGGUGCAGGGGCGGGCACUUCCACGGGCACGUCCACAUCGGACUGGACCCUUGAAACAAUCCGCGGCCAUCUCCACGAGUUCUGCACCGAUCAACACGGCUCCCGCUUCCUGCAAGAGCAGCUGGACCGUGCCCCUCGCCACCAGGUCGACGGCGUCUUCUUCGAGCUGCGUCCCUCCGCCCGUGCUUUAAUGCAGGACGUCUUCGGCAACUAUGUGGUGCAGAAGCUCUUUGAGUAUGGGACGGAUGAGCAGAGGUUGAGCCUCGCCGAGGAGAUCAGGGGUCAUGUGGUGCAGCUGAGCUUGGGGACGUAUGGGUGUAGGGUCAUUCAGAAGGGGUUGGAGUAUUUGCCUGAUGAGGUGAGGAUGGACAUGGCUGAGGAGGUCAGGGGGCAUGUGCUUGAGUUGGUGCAGGAUCAGAAUGCCAACCACGUAAUCCAAAAACUACUCUCGGUCCUCCCCACCCCGACUUCCCCUUCCCUCUCCUUCCUCUCUUCCCCCUUCCACGGGCGCGUCCUCACCCUCGGGACACACUGCUACUCCUGUCGGGUUCUCCAACGAAUCUUCGAACGCUGCGGUGAAGCUCAAGCGCGUCCGUUGCUCGAGGAGCUCCAUGCGGGUCUGGAUCAACUGAUGCCCAACGCCUAUGGUAACUAUGUGAUUCAGUGGAUCCUCCAAAAGGGGGCGCAGCAGGAUCGCGAUCGCGUUAUUGAAGCGGUCAAGGGUAGGGUUGUGGUGUGGAGUCGGCACAAGUUUGCUAGUAACGUCGUGGAGCAGGUAGUAAGGACCGCAGGGCAGGCACAAAGGAGGGCUCUCGCGGAGGAGAUCCUCGUGCCGCCGCAUCAACACCAGCAGCAGCAGCAGCAGCGGGAGGAGGAUGGAGAGGAGGGCCCAGGCGGAGCGGGAGGGGAGCCCCCAGCGGUUAGCAUGGCGGAGGACCCUUUUGCCAAUUUCGUGCUGCAGCGUUUCCUCGAGGCGUGCGAUGGCGAUCAGAAGUUGCGCCUCGUCGCCGUGCUCCAGCCUAGAUUGGCCGCGCUGCGCAAGAGGGCCAUGGGUGGUGGUGGUGGUGCUCCGCCGAAUGGAGGCAUGGUUGGCGCAGGGGCAGGGGCAGGGGCGGGGGCGGGAUGGACUAAGCAUCUCGCGGCUGUGCAGAUGAAGUGUGAUGCCAUUAGGCCGCAGGGGAUGAUGAGGUGAGAAGCGCAGCGCAGGACGGCCAGGCAUUUGUAUAUGUACUCUGUUUGUUCAUAGCGACACAAGAGGUGGGAGGGGGAGAGAGUAAAGCUUGGGCACGCAAAUGUUUCGAUGCACAUCAUCGGCCCCUCUAAUAUCAUCAUCAUCAUCGUCGCCGCGCUACCUACCAAUGAAAAUCC